CCGGAAUCAGCAGAUCGUGCAGAAUCUUUGCUCGUCUGAAUGGGCUGUUUGGGAGACGCGCUUUGCAGCCGAAAUGGGGACUGGAACGGAGGGGAGGAGGAAUCCAUGCCUGGAGACCAAGCCGCCGGUGGCUUUUCACCCCAUCCUGUAGGUCGGUGGUCUAUACAAGCUCUGCGCCUGCUCGAGCGUUCGGGGCACCCCAAGAUUUGGAAAGCGUACCACGGGGGCUUGCUGCUCUUCAUCGCCUAUCGAGGAAGGACCGGGUCCCCCUCCGUUUGGCCCAUCCCAGGAGAUCAGUUCAGAGGCUUUUUGCUGUCUCUGGAUUCGGAUGGGGUGUCUGCACCCAAAGUAUUUACAUAUCUGUCUGGUCUUUCCUACCUGUCCCGCACUUUCCAUGGCCAGGAUCCGCUUUGGGACUUGUGCACUUCCCACUUGAUUACAGGGAUGAGGUGGCAGCGAGAACCUCCAAUCCCUCUGAACCCGGAGAUCCUGGAAUUGUUGAUGGGAGCCCUCGAAAGCGUCUGCGAGGGUUUCUACGAAUGCCUCAUGUUUCGGGCGGCGUUUUUAUUGUCCUUCCACGGAGCGCUUCGCCCUAAAGAGAUGGUGGCCGAGACCUUUAUGACCUUCCAUCCAAAACUCCUCUGCCUGGAGGACAUUGACAUGGAGGAAGACCGCAUUGGCCUUAAUCUGCUGGCCCCAGAGAUGGAAGCAGGGUGGGUGACUUGCUGGUUGGGACAGUCGGAGAACCCGUCGCUUUGUUCCGUUCUGGCCCUCCAGAAUUAUUUGGCGGUGAGACCCCCAGGCGAAGGGCCUCUCUUUGUGUACAGCAACUCACGUCUGCUGUGCAGAGAGCGAUUCUUGGAAGUUUUUCGCCAGGCUCUAAGAAGAAUUGAUCUCCCCUCGCGACGAUUCAGCCUAAAAUCUUUCUGGCUGGGUUCUCUCACAAACGCAGUACAUUGCGGCUUCCCAGAGAGUGUCGUUCUGCAUUUGGCCAGGUGGCCUUGCAGACCACCGCCUGGAGUUUGGCCAGGAGUUUAAUGGCCAUCUUAAAAAAAAAAGCCUGGAGUCAAAAUUACAUUGAUGCUUUGGCUUCUCUUGCAAGUCAAGCCUUACUGUGGACUGUGCUUAAUUCCUUUAUUCUCCAUAAUUGCAACAUUCCCAAGGAAUGGUAUCUUGGAAUUAUCCGUUUCAUAAAAGGACUGGUUUUGUACGGAGACUGUUUAUACAACAGUCAUGACUUGGUCUAUUUCAUAUUGAAACAAUAGUCUGCCUUUGAAUCUGAAAUUUUUGGAUGCUGUGCUGAAAUUGACUCCUUUGAUGAUAGUGUAUAAUUUUUUAAAAAAUUUCCUAGGGAAAUAGCCAUGUUGCCCACUGUGCACACUAGUUAAGUGUUAUGAUUUAGUGAGCUUAGCUGCAGGAAGUUUUAAUGCUCUUACAUUGCACAAGCAAACGCUUUUGUAUUUCUCUCUGCAGAAGGGAUGUGUUUUAAAGCCCUUGGUUCCUUAACUUGAGAAAGGAAAGGAUUUGGCUGCUGUAUUUUAUACCAUGUAUUGAACCCAAAUGUAUUUGGAAUAUUGUUCCUGCAGAAUCUGCAUUUUAAUUUUUAAUUUUGCUCAAUGAAUGUAAACUAUUUUCCUCUU
Molecule: messenger RNA, 1640 nt
Organism: Crotalus tigris (Tiger rattlesnake)
Lineage: Eukaryota; Metazoa; Chordata; Lepidosauria; Squamata; Viperidae
Exons: 2
Coding region: 40-1038 (332 amino acids)
Biological process (GO): DNA integration; DNA recombination
Molecular function (GO): DNA binding
Source: RefSeq, a predicted model, not a curated record